AUGACCUCCCGAGAGUUAAUUCGGAUUCACCCCUUUUUGCCGAGUCUCAACUGGAAUAUCACCACACUUAUUAAUCAUAAAGAUAAUACCAAAAAGUCGGAUAAAACUCUGCAAGCAAUUCAGCGUGUGGGGCAAGCUGUCAACCUGGCAGUUGGAAGAUUUGUUAAAGUAGGGGAAGCUAUUGCUGAUGAAAACUGGGAUUUGAAAGACGAAAUAAAUAUUGCCUGUAUUGAAGCUAAACAAGCAGGAGAAACAAUUGCAGCACUUACAGAUGUAACCAGUUUGAAGCAUCCUGAAUCUGAUGGCCAGAUCCUGAUUUUUACAGACAAAGAAGGAGUCAUAAAGGCGGCAAGGCUACUUCUUUCCUCAGUGACAAAAGUCUUGCUGCUGGCUGACCGGGUAGUCAUCAAACAGAUAAUAGCAUCAAGAAAUAAGGUUCUUGCAACUAUGGAAAGACUAGAGUCAGUGAAUAGCUUUCAAGAGUUUGUCCAAAUGUUCAGCCAGUUUGGAAAUGAAAUGGUGGAGUUUGCACAUCUAACUGGAGAUAGACAAAAUGAUUUGAAAGAUGAAAAGAAAAAGGCAAAAAUGGCAGCAGCUCGGGCAGUGCUUGAAAAGUGUACAAUGAUGCUUCUCACAGCAUCAAAGACAUGUCUCAGGCAUCCGAAUUGUGAAUCAGCCCAUAAAAACAAAGAAGGAGUGUUUAACCGAAUGAAAGUGGCUCUGGAUAAGGUCAUUGAAAUUGUGACUGAUUGUAAGUCACGGGGGGAGACUGACACUUCAUCUAUCGGUAUUUUUCAUGCAAUUAAAGAAUUCAAGGUGAAUAUUGAAGCUCUUCAGGAGAAUCCUUAUUUUCAGUCCAAAGAAAACUUCUCUGCGUCCUUGGAAGUCAUCUUGGAGCAGACAGAGGACUUCACGGAUUCUGCCUACACCAGCCAUGAGCACAGAGAACGAAUCUUGGAGCUGUGCACUCAGGCGAGGGUGGAACUGCAGCAGUUCCUGUCUGUGUGGAUCCAAGCUCAAAGCAAGAAAACCAAAAGCGUCGCUGAAGAACUGGAGCUCACUAUUUUGCAAAUCAGUCACAGUCUCAAUGAACUUAAGAAGGAACUUCAUAACACAGCAAUGCAGCUGGCGGCAGAUCUCUUAAAAUACCAUUCGGAUCAUGUGGUUCUAAAAGCAUUAAAACUUACUGGAGUAGAAGGAAAUUUAGAAGCUUUGGCCGAAUAUGCCUGCAAACUCUCUGAACAGAAAGAACAACUUAUUGAGACCUGUCGAUUGUUGAGACAUGUAUCUGGGACGGAACCCCUUGAGAUAACUUGUGUACAUGCAGAAGAGACAUUUCAGGUGACUGGUCAGCAGAUAAUUUCUGCUGCUGAAACACUGACGUUGCAUCCAUCUAGUAAAAUUGCUAAAGAAAACCUGGAUGUAUUUUGUGAAGCUUGGGAAUCUCAAAUUAGUGACAUGUCUGCUCUGCUGAGGGAAAUCCGUGAUGGGUUUGAAGGAAGACGAGGAGAGAAGUAUGGCUACCUUUCACUGCCAAAGCCAAUGAAAAACAACGUAAACAAAUCACUGAAGCCAGAGAAGCCUGACUCUGAGGACCAAGCCAAGAUAGCAAAGCUUGGAUUUAAACUGGGCUUGCUUACUUCUGAUGCUGACUGCGAAAUUGAGAAGUGGGAAGAUCAGGAGAAUGAGAUUAUUCGUUAUGGCCGGAACAUGUCCAGGAUGGCCUAUUCUCUAUAUUUAUUUACUAGAGGAGAGGGGCCACUGAAAACUUCCCAGGAUUUAAUUCAUCACCUAGAGGUUUUUGCUGCAGAAGGAUUAAAGCUUACUUCAAGUGUACAAGCUUUUUCGAAACAGCUGAAAGAUGAUGACAAGCUUAUGCUUCUCUUGGAAAUAAACAAGCUAAUUCCUCUAUGCCACCAGCUCCAGACAGUAACUAAAACAUCUUUGCAGAAAAAAGUAUUUCUAAAGGUUGAGAAGUGUAUUACAAAGACAAGAUCCAUGAUGGCUCUGUUGGUUCAACUGCUCUCACUUUGUUAUAAACUGCUGAAGAAGCUUCAGAUGGAAAACAGCAGAUGGGUCUCAGUUACAAAUAAAGACACUGGACAGUAAAAUUUGAGAAGCUUUUGGGGCCAGACCUCUGGAACAUCAUGUGGCACAACUGGCAUUUUAAAAAAGCAAACAAUAUUUUAUAUUUUCAGAAAUUGAAGUUUUAUAAAGAAAACUGCUUAAUUUUCUGAUCUUCAGAAUGUGAAGCUGUCAACUAGUAAAUGCCAUAGUAGUUACUAGAAUUCUAAUUGCAGUGAGAUUUUAAAAUGGAACAUUGCACUAAUAAUGUUCUUUAAAAGAUAAACCAAAUAUCCCGUCUUAAGGACAACUGAAUCCAAAGAAGCUACUUUGAAUGUGCUCAACUCUGGCAUAGUAUAUCUUAACUACCUUAUUUAAGCUUAUCAUUUUAGAAAACUAAUACAGCAAAAAAAUACAUAGUAGUUUGAAUGCAAGGUUUUUCUUAAACCUGUGGACUCUUCAACCCCUCUGCCCACAUGACAAGAGGUCCUCAGAUCCCAUUAGCAAUAAUCCAUGCCAGUACCAAUGCUGUUUUCUAGCAAACAUUUCGUGUACAGUGGGUUGCCUGUGAAGCUCUGUGUCACUCCCCUCCUGUCUAAAGCAAGAUAAUGGAAUUCACUCUACAGAAUCCUGAAGCAACUUUUGAAGAAAAGAUGGCUUUCUGGUUCUAGCUCUAUAAUAGCUGGCUAAUCAGUCCUAAGUACUAGAAUACUAAGCCUUUCUUACUGGCUUAAAAAACUUUUGAACUCUCCUCAGUAUUGAUGAAUGGAAUGGCAAAUAAAGACAGAAUGUUGAAAUCAAGGAGCUGUUUAAAUUCUAGAUGAUAUAUUUUA
Molecule: messenger RNA, 2897 nt
Organism: Fukomys damarensis (Damara mole-rat)
Lineage: Eukaryota; Metazoa; Chordata; Mammalia; Rodentia; Bathyergidae
Gene: Ctnnal1
Product: catenin alpha like 1
Exons: 19
Coding region: 1-2109 (702 amino acids)
Biological process (GO): Rho protein signal transduction; cell adhesion
Molecular function (GO): actin filament binding
Source: RefSeq, a predicted model, not a curated record